Pelmatolapia mariae (spotted tilapia) is the source of this 2320-nucleotide messenger RNA. RefSeq names its product ring finger protein, transmembrane 2 (gene rnft2). The coding region runs from base 141 to 1484 and encodes 447 amino acids. Gene Ontology annotation, biological process: positive regulation of ERAD pathway. NCBI's taxonomy places the organism in Eukaryota, Metazoa, Chordata, Actinopteri, Cichliformes, Cichlidae. Gene Ontology annotation, molecular function: ubiquitin protein ligase activity. The transcript has 10 exons. The record is from RefSeq and is a predicted model, not a curated record.
CGGAAGUUUCCCGAGCGGAUCGUCUGGGCAGCAGCAGCAGCAGCUGUCUAGCUAACCAUUUACAACAACCAUGACAAGAGCUGUAGUCCAGUACACCGCGUUAAUUCAGGACUGGACCAUGUGGUGAUGAUCGGUAUGCCAUGCAGAGGAGACACAGCAGCAACACGGAUGGCAUGCCCUCUGAAAGGAGCCGAAGCCAAACUCUGGGAUCGGAAAGCAGCCUGGAUGAGGGUGGUGUGUUUGACUGCCUGAAGCCUGACUCACCUGCUUCUCCCCAGCAGAUCUUCUCCGGCCUUGUUGGUGUCCCCUCCAGCUCUGUCUCCUCUGCCCAAUUCCAGGCAGCCGGCUUAGUCUUGGGCUCUCCCCCUGAAGUUUUUAUCCAGAUGACAGCAUCAUCCAGAGAGGAAGGGGGGCCCCAUCGCACAGAGGGUGGACCUUUUCUCCCUCGGCCACCUCAGCACCAUCAUCACCAUCACCACUUCCACCACCAGCCCCUUCAGCAUAGGACCUCGUCCCUGCUCCAGCAGGCUACCACAGCAGCUGGCUCAGAAAGGCACAGCUCCAGGGAGGAGGCCCAGGAAGACCAGUCCACCCCGGCCCCAGCUUUGUCUGAGUUGAAAGCAGUGGUCACCUGGCUACAGAGAGGCUUCCCCUUCAUCCUUAUUUUGUUGGCUAAAGUCUGCUUUCAGCAUAAACUAGGAAUUGCUGUCUGCGUGGGGAUGGCCAGCACGUUUGCCUAUGCCAAUUCCACUUUAAGGCACCAAGUAUCAUUACGGGAGGAACGUUCUGUAUUUGUUGCUCUAUGGAUCAUCAUGUUCCUUGGAGGGAACAUCGUGUAUAUCUACUACACAUUUAGUCAUGAAGAGCUGCACAACAGCCUCAUAUUUGCCAAGCCCAUCCUCAACAGCUUUGAUUUCUUUGAUCUGAUCUGGGCAGUGGGCAUCACAGAUUUUGUACUUAAGUACGUCACCAUCAUCCUGAAAUGCUUUGUCCUCUUUCUGCCUAAGAUUCUCCUGGCAUUCAAAUCCAGGGGUAAGUUCUACCUGCUGAUCGAGGAGCUGAGCCAGCUGUUUCGAGCUCUCGUUCCCAUCCAGUUGUGGUACAAGUACAUCAUGGGAGAAGACCCCUCAAACAGUUACUUCCUGGGAGCCACGCUCAUCAUCAUCUACAGCCUCUGCAAGUCCUUUGACAUCUGCGGACGUAUAUCUGCAAUACGCAAGGCCUUGGUCAUGCUCUGCAGCUCCCAGAGUUAUGGAGUGAGAGCUGGCAGUCAGCAGUGUAGCGAGGCAGGUGAUGUCUGUGCUAUUUGUCAGGCUGAUUUUAGAGACCCCAUUGCACUUCUCUGUCAGCACGUGUUCUGCGAGGAAUGCCUGUGUUUGUGGUUCGAUCGUGAGAGAACGUGUCCAUUGUGUCGGUCUACUGUCAUUGAGACCCUGAGAUGCUGGAAGGAUGGCACCACCUCAGCUCACUUCCAAAUUUACUAAGUUCUAACAAUAUAUCAUGAGCAUCCAGAGAUAUGUGAUUGUACUCUGAAGGAAGGUAAACAGUGAUGUUUCUGUAAAUGUCUUAUAUAAAUCAGGCUAGGAAUAAUUGGGGUAAUACAUGAUAUAUUGGGGACAUUAAAUUUAUAGGCAUUUGAGAAGGCCAUAAUCGAAUAUAUUUAAAAACAAUCAUUUCCUAUAAAGCUGGUGAUUGAGGCCACAUGUUUAAAGAAAUGAUCAAUGUGGUAAAGGAACAUAAACUUGAGCUCAAUUUCAAUGGUUUGCUACUGUUGUAAUCUAUGGGUAACUUUUUAUUUGACUUUUUUUAAUAUAAAAGUUUGUUUUAAGUGCGGUUAUAAUGUAAAACGUGACAGAAUAUACACUCCGAGUUGUCUUUACAAUUUCAUCACAUGUAUUGAUUUAGUUCUACAAAUGGACUUUAUUUGAAAAUGAAAUGUCUCAGAAUGAUUCUUAAUGGGAAAUCAGUUUGUACUCUUUAGGUAGAAGAUGUUGUGGUUGGUAAAACAUAAGCAUAUUUAGAUACUGAAUAAGGAACAAGGUGGUGUGUACCGUUUAAGUAGCCUGACCAUAAACGAUACAUUGUAAAAGUGUUGAUAUGUAGUACAGUCAGGCACCAUAAUCAUACAUUGUCACUGACAUCACAGGCACAUAUCUGAUAAUCGUCCACACUGUAAAUUGUCUUCCAUUGUUAUUCCUCAUUUAUGUUCUUACUGUGUAUUUUAUUUAGAAUAAUUUUCCUCGGGUUGCUUAAUAGACUCUAGGACUUUAUGGAAAAUGCGCAGUGCAGCACUGAGAUCAUUGGUUUUGAAAUAAAGCAC